AUGAAGACUGCUUUAAUUUUGCUCAGCAUUUUGGGAAUGGCCUGUGCUUUCUCAAUGAAAAAUUUUCACCGAAGAGCCAAAUUAGAGGAUUCUGAAGAAAAUGGGGUUUUUAAGUACCUACCACGGUAUUAUCUUUACAAGCAUGCCUACUUUUAUCCUCCUCUAAAACGAUUUCCAGUUCAGGGUAACAGUGACUCAUCUGAAGAAAAUGGAGAUGGUGAUAGCUCAGAAGAGGAGGAAGAGGAAGAGGAGAAUUCAAAUGAAGAAGCAAACAAUGAAGAGUCUAAUGAAGAUGAAGAAUCCGAGGCUGAGAACUCCACCCUUUCUGCUACAACACCUGGCUAUGGAGAGGAGACCACGCCUGGAACGGGAAAUGUAGGCCUAGCUGCGAUCCAACUUCCCAAGAAGGCUGGAGAUGUAGGAAAGAAGGCUACAAAAAAGGAGGAAAGUGAAGAAGAAGAAGAAGAGGAGGAAGAGGAAGAGGAAGAAAAUGAAAAUGAAGAAAACGAAGCAGAAGUGGAUGAAAAUGGGCAAAGCGUAAAUGGCACUAGCACCAACAGCACAGACGUAGAAAAUGGCAAUGGCAGCAGCGGCGGAGACAACGGAGAAGAAGAAGAGGAAGAAGAAAAGGCAGAAGGAACCACAGUGGCUGGAGAGCAGGACAAUGGCGGGUUUGAACCCACCACUCCACCACAGGAGGCCUAUGGGACCACCCCCCCACCACCGGGGGAAACCACUACCACUGAAUAUGAGGGCGAGUAUGAACAAACAGGCACCAAUGAAUAUGACAACGGAUAUGAAGUCUAUGAAAAUGAGAAUGCGGAACCUCGAGGGGACAAUUACCGAGCCUAUGAGGAUGAGUACAGCUACUAUAAAGGGCGGGGCUAUGACAGCUAUGAUGGUCAAAAUUACUACUACCACCAGUGA
Messenger RNA from Eptesicus fuscus (big brown bat), 927 nucleotides. RefSeq names its product integrin binding sialoprotein (gene IBSP). The coding region runs from base 1 to 927 and encodes 308 amino acids. Gene Ontology annotation, cellular component: extracellular region. The transcript is spliced from 7 exons. NCBI's taxonomy places the organism in Eukaryota, Metazoa, Chordata, Mammalia, Chiroptera, Vespertilionidae. Gene Ontology annotation, biological process: cell adhesion; bone mineralization; ossification. The record is from RefSeq and is a predicted model, not a curated record.